GUGAUUGGAUCAGAGAGCCGUACGAUAUAAGGUGCCUGCGUUGUCCUACCGGACCAUUUGAUCCUUAAACCGUGCGUUUUUCUUCACCCCCUCCCCCACCCCCGAGUGAACGGGCUCGAGUUUUUUGGCGAAACAGAAAUUCAACAUGGCACCGAACGAAACAAUGUCCGAGAAAGUGCUCAGCCAGGCGAAAUUGGUGGACGAACCCGGGAAGGACAUAUGCGAGGCAGUGGACAUAAAAAAGCUGAGCGACGCGGAGGAGAGCCAGAGGAUCAGCGACGAGUAUUACGCAUCGAUAAACAAGCCCUUUCUCCAGAGGACCGACGUCAAAUGGUUCAACUUGACGUUCAUGGUUGUCCUGCACGCCGUGGCGAUCUACGGGUUCCUCACGUUUCCCUAUCUGGAAAAGAAGCGGACGUUCGCCUGGGGUUGGUUUUUGGCAGUGAUCGCCAACUUUGGAGUUGCUGGAGGCGUCCAUAGAUUGUGGUCUCACCGCGCGUACAAAGCCAAGCUCCCCCUCAGGGUCAUUCUCAUGCUAUGCUACCUGACUUCUGGACAGUAUUCGGCCAUGACGUGGAUCAAAGAUCACCGCGUACAUCACAAAUUUUCGGAGACUGACGCUGAUCCGGUCAACUCGGUGCGAGGAUUUUGGUUCAGUCACUUGGGCUGGUUAACCCUCAAAAGGCACCCGGAAGUGCUCAGAAAGGGACGACAGAUCGAUUUCAGCGACUGCCUCUCGGACCCUGUCAUAAAGUUCGAAGAAAAAUACUUCUUCAUCUUACGACCGGUAUUUGCUUUCCUUAUACCCAUUUUGGUGCCAGUCUACUUUUGGAACGAGACUUGGUACUGGGCAAUUUUGUCGCAAGCUUUCAUGCGCUACGCAUAUUCAUUGAACUGCACAUGGAGUAUCAACAGUUUUGCUCACAUGUUUGGAGGUCGCCCGUACGAUAAGGCUAUCGCACCUGCGGAAAAUAUUCUCAUGUCUCUAAUUACUGGAGGUGAAGGCUGGCACAACUACCAUCACAUCUUCCCGUGGGAUUAUAAAACGGCUGAGCUUGGAAACUACAUAACUGGAAUAAAUCUUACUUUGUACUUGAUAGAUUUGUUUGCAAAAAUUGGCUGGGCCUAUGAUCGUAAAGUGCCAUCGGAAGAACUGGUCAGAAAUGUUAUUAAAAACCGAGGCGAUGGUACUCAUCCCAUUCAAAAAUCUCUGCAUUCUGAUAAGAAAAAGUGAAAAAAAUCUUUCUUAAGCCAGUAUCGAUCAACUUUUUGUUAUUUCAUUGCAUAAAAAUAACACUAUUUUUAUCAUGGGCCAAGGAAAUAGUUUUUUUUUGUUUUUUCAAGUGAUGUGCAAUCCUUUCUACUGCUUAUAAUUUUGAAUUCAAAGGUUUUACUGGUUGUGAAAAAUGGCGUAAUUCAACCCAAUGGAUAAAUAAUAAGUUUUAAGUAUAUGUACAAAACGUUUGUGAUACAAGUUUUUUUGACUGAAAGUCAAGUUGUCAAUAUUUUCAUGAAUUUUUCAAAUACAGAUAACGAUUACUUUUUUAAUCCUGCAAAAACGUGUUUGUAUACAACCAUGCAUUUAUAAUUAAAAUUGUACUCGAUAUAUAUGAGCAUUAGCACAUUUUGUAAUAUAAAUAAAAUUAAAAAGAUUCAUACUGUGAAA
This is a messenger RNA of Copidosoma floridanum, 1666 nucleotides long. Its product is annotated as acyl-CoA Delta-9 desaturase. Gene Ontology annotation, molecular function: iron ion binding; stearoyl-CoA 9-desaturase activity. NCBI's taxonomy places the organism in Eukaryota, Metazoa, Arthropoda, Insecta, Hymenoptera, Encyrtidae. The record is from RefSeq and is a predicted model, not a curated record. Gene Ontology annotation, cellular component: endoplasmic reticulum membrane. Gene Ontology annotation, biological process: unsaturated fatty acid biosynthetic process.